UGCUCAGGCUCCUCCCUGGUUUCUAAUGCUGACAUUUAAUCAGGAGACUCUCCCGGGAAUGAGCAGUUGCUGGGAGUCUCUAUCCUCGUGUAGAUGAGGCCUGUGUAUGACAGCUUUCCCUGGUGACUGAGCAGCAGUUUCAGCAGAUUGGAGAGGAGGAUAUUCUGGACUCGACAGUGACUGCACAAACGUGCCAGAGUUUGUGAGAACAAUGGAGGAAACUGGAUCAUCCUCAUUGCUGGGAAUCAAUCCCGUCCCUGUCAUUGUCAUUGGGAAUGGACCCUCAGCCAUUUGUCUAUCCUACUUCCUGUCUGGAUAUCGGCCUUACUUCAAGGAAUCUUCAAUCCAUCCUAAUCCUAUCCUUCAACGGAAAUUGGAGGAGAACAUGGGAAUAUCCAUCAUUGAAAAGGAUUUGGAGUUCCUGUCUGAAGGGCUGGAAGGCCGUUCCCACAAUCCAGUCGCCGUUCUCUUUGAUUCCCUCCUGCGCCCUCAUGCUGAUUUCGGGGUAUCCAUGGACUCGGUGCUAAGCUGGAGGCGAGAACCUAACCAUUACAUUCCUCAUCUGGUUCUGGGCAAGGGACCACUGGGAGGGGCUUGGCAUUCUAUUGAGGGAUCCAUGUUCACCCUCAGCCUUGGUGACUGGAUGGAGCUGCCUGAUCUCCCCUUCAGAGACUGGAUGAGAGUCAAGAGAAGGUGCCUGCGGAAUGACAGGGCAAUGACAGCAGAUGUUGCCCAUUAUUACCAGCAUUACGCCAAAGCCAAGGGGCUGCGGGAGAAUUUUGUGUGUGGCACUAUCGUGACUUCAGUGAGAAGGGUCAGUCCAAGUACCAGUGAGGAAAACCAAGAACAGAUGACCAUAGACAAUAUAGCAGGAGCACAUACCUCUCUCCAAUCCCCCCACAAAAGCCUGUUUGAGGUGAAUGGUUACAGCAAAAUAAAGGAUGGGUCAGAUAAGGCUUUCUGUGUCUAUGCAGAGAAGGUUGUACUUGCAACCGGGACAUAUGACAGCCCUACUUGGCUUGGAAUCGAUGGUGAAGACCUUCCAUUUGUUUACCACACAACAUCAGAACUAGAAAAAAUCCUCAAGGACCAAGAGAGAAGGGUGAACUUUGACCCAAUUCUGAUUGUAGGGGGUGGCCUGACUGCAGCAGAUGCUGUCAUCGGUGCUCACCAUAGCAAUGCUUCAGUGAUCCAUGUCUUUCGUAGAGGGGUCAAUGACCCAGGCUUGAUCUUCAACCAGCUUCCCAAAGUGAUGUACCCAGAGUAUCACAAAGUUCACCAGAUGAUGACCCAGCAGUCUUGCACCACUUCGGGGCCCUAUGACGGAUACCUCAGUCUCCCCAAACACCAAGUGCUGUGUCUAACCCCCAACAGGAAGUGCAUCAUUCAGGACCUGACCUCAGGAGAAAGAAAGACAUUCAACAUCUCCAUGGCUUUAAUCCUGAUUGGCACAAAACCCAACUUGACAUUUCUGCCCAAUCAGGGAAGGUCAUUAGCAGCCAAAAUGGAGCUCCCAGUUAAUAGCAAACAUAAUCCUCUAGACGUGGACUGCUACACGUAUGAGUGUGUACAGGAGCGGGGGCUCUAUGCUCUUGGCCCAUUGGUGGGAGAUAAUUUUGUCCGUUUCCUGCAAGGAGGGGCUCUGGCUGUUGCCAGUGCUCUGUUUAAGGAGAGACAUGAUACUCAAUCUCCAACCCACAGGCAGCCUCUGAUUAGCUGACAUUGAGGUGUCCACAAUGAAGCUUUGCUGGAGGAUAAAUUGUUCAGGUCAGUGUAGGGCCACUGUCAGGAUCUCCAACUGUCUUUUCAUUCACUCCAGCUUAAAGGUGCCUUCCAGGCCAUGGGUAUAAGUCUAAACCUGCUUCUAAAUCCAGGUUGGUGCUACUCUUUGUCUGUCUAUAGAGGGUGAUGUAACUGAGAUGGGUAACUCAGCUACUGAACCCAUACUACAUGAGGAAAUGGCAGCCAGCACUGGCUGCCUGGCUUGGGUGGUGUUGGCAAUAGUUCUGGCAUCAACGUAUUCAAGAUAACCGCCAUCACUGCGCCAAACCAGUCCAAUUUAGGCUUAAAGUUUGUUAAAGUUCCAGGUUAUUUAAGGGGAUUAUUAACCCUUUCACACUUGACUGGAUCUCAGUAACACCCCACUUCUGUUUCUCCAUGCGUCUGGAAACCCCAGACACCCUAGAAAUUCUAGUCAGAUACCAUGGAAAUCCCAGGGAGACACUAUGGGAACGAGAGAGAGAAACCAAUAGUCGGACAGCCUGGGAAUCCAAGACAGAUACCCAGGGUUGGCUGGGGUCUCUGAGUUGUUCUUGCUGUGGUCUGGUGGGUCAUACAGAGUCUUUGACUGACACACCAUUCAGUGGCAGAGAUUUCUGUUCUAACUUGAAUCUUGAUAUCCUGAUUGUGUAAUGUAAGUUCUUAAUUAUUGAACAUAAUUUCCUUUUUAAUAACACCUACAGUUUGUAAAGAUUAAAAUUAUUUUAAUAAAGCACUAUUUUACAAUGAA
Molecule: messenger RNA, 2509 nt
Organism: Carcharodon carcharias (great white shark)
Lineage: Eukaryota; Metazoa; Chordata; Chondrichthyes; Lamniformes; Lamnidae
Product: oxidative stress-induced growth inhibitor 1-like
Exons: 6
Coding region: 212-1720 (502 amino acids)
Source: RefSeq, a predicted model, not a curated record